AUGGCGUCGAAGACUUCACCGUUCGAUCUCUCCAAAUGCGCCAGACCCAACAUCCUCAAAUUGGAACCUUACAGAUGUGCGCGGGACGAUUACAAAGACGACGGCACCAAUAUCCUCCUUGAUGCGAACGAAAAUGCCUAUGGCCCUGGGCUGGUCCUUGACAAGAAUCGUGUGCACGGCAAAGAUGACAAGACGACGGUCGACUUCCUGGGUCUGAACAGAUAUCCUGAUCCACACCAACUCGAGCUGAAGGAACUCUUCUGUCGCCUGAGAAACACACAUACCCAUACAGACAAACAAUUGAAACCAGAGAAUCUGUUUUGUGGAGUCGGCUCAGAUGAAGCCAUCGACGCACUUUUGCGCUGCUUCUGUGCACCUGGAAAAGACAAGAUUCUGACCUGCCCUCCCACAUACGGCAUGUACACGGUUAGCGCAGACGUCAACGAUGUUGAGGUGGUUAAGGUCCCUCUCAACCCUGACAAUGGCUUCUCGCUGCGGCCCCAAGAGAUCCUGGACAAGCUCUCCUCUGAUCCCUCCAUCAAGAUGGUAUACAUUUGCUCUCCUGGAAAUCCCACCGCCGGUCUCAUUUCAAAGGAAGACAUUCAACAAAUCCUUGAGCAUCCAACUUGGAAUGGCAUUGUCGUUGUGGACGAGGCAUACAUUGAUUUCGCACCUGAAGGGUCAAGCCUGGCGGAAUGGGUGUUGGAGUGGCCGAAUCUGGUGGUGUGUCAAACGCUGAGCAAGGCAUUUGGCCUGGCCGGCAUACGUUUGGGAGUGACCUUCAGCAGUCGCGAGAUCGCAGCGCUGCUUAACAAUCUCAAGGCACCAUAUAACAUCUCAAGUCCAACCAGUGCCAUUGCAAUAGCAGCCUUACAAGAAGAGAAUCUGGCAGUCAUGCGACAAUACCGCGAGAAGAUCAUCCAGCAACGCGAGCGACUUAUUCGAGAGCUCCCACGUAUUCCAGGCAUUGGCCGCUUUAGAGGAGGGUCUGCCUCGAACUUUCUGCUGGUCGAGAUUCUGGACAAACCGCGUGAAGAGGGCGGACAACCAGACAAUGUGACGGCUUUGAAUGUUUACGAGACCAUGGCGGGGCAACGCGGAGUGGUGGUCCGGUUCAGGGGAAAGGAGUACGGAUGCAAAGGUUGCCUGAGGAUCACGGUGGGCACCGAGCAGGAAGUAGAUCGCUUCCUUCAGGAGCUCAGAUCUGUCCUGGGCCACAUUUACUCUGCUUCAUCGCAAGGCUCGAAAGUCAACGGAAUCGACAAGGAGAACCAGAGUGAGGGGGAACGCGAGGUGGCGGCCAACAAUGUGAUAUCAUAA
This is a messenger RNA of Fonsecaea multimorphosa CBS 102226, 1320 nucleotides long. RefSeq lists its product as uncharacterized. The transcript has 2 exons. Gene Ontology annotation, molecular function: pyridoxal phosphate binding; L-histidinol-phosphate:2-oxoglutarate transaminase activity. The record is from RefSeq and is a predicted model, not a curated record. Gene Ontology annotation, biological process: L-histidine biosynthetic process. NCBI's taxonomy places the organism in Eukaryota, Fungi, Ascomycota, Eurotiomycetes, Chaetothyriales, Herpotrichiellaceae. The coding region runs from base 1 to 1320 and encodes 439 amino acids.